Lolium perenne is the source of this 715-nucleotide messenger RNA. RefSeq lists its product as uncharacterized. NCBI's taxonomy places the organism in Eukaryota, Viridiplantae, Streptophyta, Magnoliopsida, Poales, Poaceae. The record is from RefSeq and is a predicted model, not a curated record.
AUGUCACGGUACUGUUCACCGGUGACAUGCCCACAGCAUGUCACUGGAUCUCAGUCCAUCCUAGGCGUGGCCAAGCUCGGCGACCAGUCGUGGACGCUGCUCAAGUUCAGGGACCCGAUGAGGACGGCGCCGCUCAUGUUCGCAGGGCACUUCUACUGCGUUACCGUAGACGGUGUCAUGGUGCUAGCAGAGACGAGUCCACCACGGCUGGAGCUUGCUGCAGGGCGACAUAUGGAGGUUUCCUUGGAAAUGGAUAGCACGCACCUCGUGGACAAUGGCGGGCUGCUGAUGCUGGUUCACCGCAAGUUCUUGCAGCUCGGGAGGAGCUAUGACUUGUAUCGGGUGGAUUUGGACACCAAGGCUCUGCUCCCCGUCAACAGCCUUGGCGGGGGACGCGCAGUGUUCAUGGGCAUGUAUUGCUCUAUCUCGGUGCCUGUUGAGGUGUUCCCCUCCGGCUCCAUUAGCAGUGACACCAUCUAUUUGAGCUUCGACGUCGAUGAGAGGGCAGCUACCGAGGCUUACCAUCUCGUGGAUAGAAGCAUCACUCCUGCUGCCAGCUACAACCUCGAUGGCCUGGUACUGCAGCCACAUACUCUUGUAGACUGCCUUGCCUUGUGCAUUACUGGCAACAUCGUUGGAUUUGAAGAAGAUUAGCAUAAGUACUUCGAAUUUAUGUUUUGGUCUCCAUUCAGAUAACAUUUGUACUUCCCCGCUG